AUGGGUGGGAGUUGUUUAGGAUUCAUCAUCAUCCGUCAUGCCACUUCCAGCUCGUUCAGAUUCAUGUCAGCUCUUCCUCCAUCUGCCAUAAUGCUUACUGGGAACCAGCAGCCAACAGUCGUCAAUCUGCGAGAUAAUAAUAGGUCGUACGAGACGCGGCUUGUACGGCUAAAGUAGACGACUUUGGCCCUUCUCACUCUCUAGUGCCAAUGAUUAUUAUCGCCGCGGAAAACUUUGUGCAGCAAGCAGCAGGUCCAUUGGUCCUCUCUGAAUACCACCGCUGGACCAGUCGCAAGUCGAGCACUGCACCAUUCAAUUGCAGUCUCUCCGGUGCCGGACCCGCCGAAAGCAUGAGUGUCAUGCGAAAGUAA
Molecule: messenger RNA, 371 nt
Organism: Hymenoscyphus albidus
Lineage: Eukaryota; Fungi; Ascomycota; Leotiomycetes; Helotiales; Helotiaceae
Source: the annotation of a GenBank genome assembly